Strongylus vulgaris is the source of this 390-nucleotide messenger RNA. The record is from the annotation of a GenBank genome assembly. Lineage: Eukaryota; Metazoa; Nematoda; Chromadorea; Rhabditida; Strongylidae.
AUGGCUGCAGGCAAAAGCGAUGAUGACGGCUCUGCUAUGUAUGCUUAUUAUCGUGACAUUGUUCGUCAGAUGAUGUUUGCAAACGGAGAUCUUGAAGAUCCAAUUCCAACAUGCAUCGAACUAGUCCUCGACAUAGCGAAAUUUCAAAUGGUUAAAGCGCUCGAGGACGCUUGGCAAUUUGCUAAGGCUGCCAAAAAGAAUUCUAUCACAUUAGAAGACAUACUGACUUUAUUUAAACAUCAUAAAUUUAUAUUGAAAAGAUUGCUACAAUUCGCGAAGACGGCGGAAAGUGUGAAUGAACUGAAACGAGCAGCUCCACGAACAGCAAAGUUGGACGAAGAGCGUGAGGAAGAAAGCGAUGCGGAGGAUAACUUACCGACAGGGAGGUAG